AUGCUGUCCAGUUUCCCGUCCAUUGAGUUCACGCUGAUGGUAGGGAUCGGUGCGGGGGUCCCAAAAACUAUCGACAUAAGGCUGGGGGGCGUCGUUGUGAGCAAACCUACGGGAAACAUCGGCGGAGUUGUCCAGUAUGACCACGGCAAAACCAUGGCAAAUGGUCGGUUCAUGCACACAGGCUCCCUCAACAGGCCGCCGCAAAGACUUCUUAUUGCAGUUUCGGACCUGCAACCAGAGCAUAUGAUGGGUACGAAUCGCUUACCAGAGUUUCACCUUGAGGCGCAAACCAAAUACCCUGCCAUGACCGAUUUUGUGCUCCCGCCUGCUGGCAACUUUCUGUUUCGAGCUGAUUACAACCACCAAGAGGACAAUCUGCCGUGUUACUUUUGCGACCAGAGAAAUCUUGUUAUAAGGCGGCCCCGGCCGUCACAGAUUCCGCAGAUCCAUUACGGCCUGAUUGCGUCGGGAAAUCAGGUCAUGAAGGAUGCCUCUUCUAGGGAUCGUGUUGCAAAAGAGCACGGCAUUAUUUGUUUCGAGAUGGAAGCAGCCGGGCUGAUGAAUAGCUCGCCCUGUCUGGUCAUUCGAGGAAUAUGCGAUUAUGCCGAUUCCCACAAAAGCAAGGAAUGGCAAGGCUAUGCAGGAUUGACAGCCGCUGCUCAUGCGAAAGAGCUACUGGCUGUACUGCACAUUGAAGAUAUGGCCGGUGACUAUGUUAGAAACCUGGAAAAGGAUUCUGAUGACAAUUCUCUUGUUGAAGUCUCGAGAUAUGAAUCCCUCUCCCUGCGAUCGGAAUGGCAUAUCGUCCAACGUGAUGGAGUUACUCUCUACAACAUUUUCGAGCGGCUUUCAAGCUACGAUCCACAUCGAACCUGCCGCAACAUUUGGAGCCGUAAAUGCCCCGAUACCGCCACUUGGAUCUUCAGCAAUGCCUUUUUCAAGGGCUGGCUUGCGCAAGGCGGAUAUCCUUGUCUAUGGAUCACAGGAAAAAUUGGAUGUGGAAAGACAUUCCUAACGAGCUCAGUCAUUCAGUUCCUCGAGAACUCUCCACAGAGUUCCAACACAUUGAUCGCUCACUUUUUCUACAACUAUGGAGAUCCGACGAGACUGAAGGCAAUGGACUUGCUUGAGAGCUAUACCAAACAAAUCCUUGGAUACCUCGCUCGGAUCCGUAAACCAUGCCCAAGCAGAAUUUCCACCAACCUGAAGGAGCUAUAUGGCCCCGGAAAAUGGCCACUAUCGCCAAGAGAGAUGAUAGAUGAGGUGUUCUUGCCUGUUUGCCGAUUUGUUCCAGACGCCAUCUUUAUCGUGGAUGGCCUUGAUGAGUGCGACCGACAUCAUGUUGUUCAAGUACUUGAUGUAUUUCGGACGUUGGUGCUCGAGAAUAAGACGAGAAUCUUGAUAUCUGGGCGAGAGGGGCUGGAUGUGACCCAAGCAAUCACAGGAUCGAGGACUCUUACCAUUGCAAACCAUGGCAAUGGCAGCGAUAUUCUAAGAUUCAUCGACUGGAAGAUUGAUGAGAAGAUGCGCGACCGCUCAUUGACCGACAAUCCAGCUAUGCUUCGGAAUAUUAGGCAAAGCCGACUCCAGAUCACUGAAAAUCGCUAUUAG
Aspergillus mulundensis is the source of this 1611-nucleotide messenger RNA. RefSeq lists its product as uncharacterized. Bases 1 to 1611 code for a protein of 536 amino acids. Gene Ontology annotation, biological process: nucleoside metabolic process. Gene Ontology annotation, molecular function: catalytic activity. NCBI's taxonomy places the organism in Eukaryota, Fungi, Ascomycota, Eurotiomycetes, Eurotiales, Aspergillaceae. The record is from RefSeq and is a predicted model, not a curated record. The transcript is spliced from 5 exons.